This is a messenger RNA of Cercospora beticola, 1232 nucleotides long. Its product is annotated as cell wall mannoprotein 1 family protein. Gene Ontology annotation, cellular component: extracellular region. Lineage: Eukaryota; Fungi; Ascomycota; Dothideomycetes; Mycosphaerellales; Mycosphaerellaceae. The record is from RefSeq and is a predicted model, not a curated record.
UAGCGUUGAGAAAAGACUGGCUACGAGACGUUCGCAGCGGGUAGCGUUGAUAGAGGUCGUCGUGUCCGGUUACUGCGAUUUUCUUGCUUUCCGUACUUUCACUCGUUGUGCAUACACACGCGACAGCAGUAACUUCAUUGCAGUCAAUACCAGCCGGGUUGGCUUUGAAGAAAACAUGAAGUUCCUCGCCGCCCUCUUCGCCACUCAGGCUUUGGCCUUCAGCCUGGAUACCAGGAGUCCUGCCGUUAGAAGUCGACAAGCUGCUGCAGAUAUCGCCAGCUCGAUCAGAGCAAUUCAAAGCGCAACAACAAGCCUCAACACAGCGAUCAAUUCAGGUGAUCUGCUCGCGUUGGCAUCUGGCAAUGGUGCAGUCAUCGAUGCUAUCAAGGCAGCCACAUCGGAAGCCAAUGGCCUCUCAACACUUUCCUUCGACGAUGCUGCAGGCCUUGCCAACCCAAUCCAGGACCUAGGCGCCGCCGUCGACACAACAAUCAGCAACCUCAUCAGCAAGCGAUCAUCACUUGAUGGCGUGCGGGAAGCCGUCCUCACUGGACUCCAGGAUCAACAGACCGCAUCGAUGGCCUUCUCAAGAGCACUCCUCAGCAAGAUCCCCGAAAAUCUUCAGGGUAUUGCACAAAACCUCGCCCAGCCCAUCGCAGACAACCUCGCCAGAGGCAUUGCUGCAUUCUCAAGCUCAUCUUCUGGUGGUGGCAGCGGCGGCGGCGCUGCAACGACUCAAGCAGCUGGCGGCCAGACGACCCCAGCACCUAAGGUUCAAGCCAGCGUGCAGGCGAGCAAGGCUCCAGUUUCAGCAGCAGGAAGCGCGAUCCCCAACGCACCAGCCGGCAAUGGCUACACGAUGCCAACUGUCACGACGGUCACCGGUAUUCCAUCGUACAGCCUUCCAGGAAGCACUCCAGCAGCAUACACCGGCGCAGCCCAACCGAUGGCCACUUUCGGCUUCGGUGCUGUUGCCAUGGCUGCUGCCGUUGCUGCCGCGUUUUAAGCUUGAGAUACCCAUUCAUACCGAGGAGCAGAGCCGUUGGACGGCUGAUUUUGGCGGACUACUUCGAAGUUUCUGAGGUCGCGAGGAUGAAAGGACCUGAUGUGUAAUGAUUAAUGCGACCAUAGACCCUUACUGCUAAUGCGCAGACGACCGGCUUGUAAAUAAUCCAACGUCAUGAAGCCCGUUGGGAAUGAUAUAACCCAAAAACAACCUGCAUAAACACCCA